CCACCAGCGCUCCGAGCCAUCCCCGCGCUUCUCGCUGACUGCUCGGACCCCCGCAGCCCGGGAAGGACGUCAUUCCAGGCCAGGUGCCCGUUCCGCCAGGCAGACCUGCAACCCGGAAAGACAGUGCGGCGGAGCCCGGAGCCGGAUCCUGCUUGGACAGGGCCCCCGGGGACCGGUGUCGCGGGCAUGUCGGAAGCGCGCAAGGGGACCGAAGAGCCGGAUGAGAGCCAGUGUGAUUCGGGUAUCGAGUGUCUGCGCUCUCUGCGCUCCCUGCCCUCCCUGCCCGAGUCCACCCCGGCCUCAGCCUCCGGGCCCUCGGACCGGGGAGGCCCCCAGCCCUGGACCCAUCAUCCUCCGGGAACAACCAAAGAGCCACAGGGGAAGGAAGACACAGACGGGGAGAGGGCUGACUCCAUCUAUGGUUCCUCGUCGCUCACCGAGUCUUUGACCUUUUGGGGAGGCCCUGAGACCGAAAACCCAUCCCCAGGCUCGCCGCCACCUCCAGUUGGGGCGCUGAGCCCUCAGCAGCUGGAAGCACUCACUUAUAUCUCUGAGGACGGAGACACGCUGAUCCACCUGUCCGUAAUUCACGAGGCCCCAGCUGUGCUGCACUGUUGCCUGGCUUUUCUGCCCCAGGAGGUCCUGGACAUUCAGAACAACCUUUACCAGACAGCACUCCAUCUGGCUGUACAUCUGAACCAGCCAGAUACAGUUCAGGCCCUAGUGCAGAAGGGGGCCAGCCGCAUGCUACAGGACCGGCAUGGUGACACAGCCCUGCAUGUGGCCUGCCAGCGCCAGCACCUAGACUGCGCCCACUGCCUGCUGAAGGGUCAGCCAGAGCCAGGCAGAGGACCAGCUCACUCCCUGGACCUCCAGCUGCAAAACUGGCAAGGUCUGACCUGUCUCCACAUUGCCACCCUGCAGAGGAACCAGCCACUUAUGGAACUGCUUCUUGAAAAUGGAGCUGACAUUGAUGUGCAGGAGGGCACGAGUGGGAAGACAGCGCUGCACCUGGCUGUGGAGACCCAGGAGCGGGAUCUGGUGCACUUCCUGCUCCAGGCUGGGGCCCGGGUAGAUGCCCGUAUGCUCAACGGGUGCACACCCCUGCACCUCGCUGCAGGCCGGGGCCUCAAGAGCAUCUCAUCCACUCUGCGUGAGGCAGGCGCCGACUCUCUGCUGCGGAAUGUGGAGGAUGAGACGCCACAGGACCUGGCUGAGGAUCCCUUUGCUCUUUUGCCCUUCGAUGACCUGAAGAUCUCUGGAAAGCCGCUGAUGUGUGCCGACUGAAGCCAGGGCAGGGUCUGGGGCCCUGGAGGCUUCACCUCUUCCCACCUGGAAGCUGGAGCCACAGUUGCUGCAGUCUGGGCCCAGGCAAUGUGCCCUCUGGAGUCCUGGGGACUGCUGGGGCCAGCGCAGUCCCGAGCUGAGAGGAGGGAUCACAAGUAAGGGAGAGCCAGCCGGGAAGGAAGAGCUUCCCAGGUGGAUGGAGAUUCUUGGAAGAGCCCCCGCCAAAGCCCCAGGUAUCCUGGGUGAAGCCUCUUUACCUCUCUGGAAGAUGACAGGGGCUCUUGUUUCUACCCAUGUUGGGUCAACCUGAAACUGCCAGCCAGUAGGAAAACAAGGACUCUCCGGAGUGAGGAGAGAAAUGGAAAUGAGAGCGAGCAGGGCCCUGAGGGCUUCCAUCUCACUGCUGUUGAGGACUGCUAAACACUGUUGUUUAAAGAUCUGACACUGAAGGCCUGGACUGAGCUUUGGGGAAGGGGAAGUUUCAAUAACAUGACACUAAAAAGGCACAGACUUCUAAAAAGUUCCCCCCAUAGUUGUUUUGUACAAAUGCAUGCCUGUGCACAUUGGGGAUUUUUGGACAGGCGUGCCCUGUGAUCUUGUGGUAGAGGCAGAAGGAAAUUGUCACCUGAGCAGGGUAGGACCUUGCUAGGUAGGGAAGGAGGGCUAACAGUCUUCAGUCCUCUGUGUCCAGCACAGACCUUUGCCCUUUCUGUGGAAACACAGAGAGACGGAG
This is a messenger RNA of Pteronotus mesoamericanus, 2020 nucleotides long. It is a transcript of the gene NFKBIE, whose product is annotated as NFKB inhibitor epsilon. Gene Ontology annotation, cellular component: cytosol. Gene Ontology annotation, biological process: cellular response to tumor necrosis factor. The record is from RefSeq and is a predicted model, not a curated record. The transcript is spliced from 6 exons. NCBI's taxonomy places the organism in Eukaryota, Metazoa, Chordata, Mammalia, Chiroptera, Mormoopidae. The coding region runs from base 187 to 1287 and encodes 366 amino acids. Gene Ontology annotation, molecular function: NF-kappaB binding.